UUUCUGCUUGCCACCUACUUCGUCCGCUCUACCUAUCCCGCGCCGUCUAGCUGCUGGUCUCUGAUCGGAAGCUGUACUGUUCCGUUCCUUCUUCUAGGGUUUUGUGUCGAUUGUUCUUUGGAUUUGAGAUGUAGGGUACUGGAUUUCUUAUUCAGGAUCUGGAGCGGACGGUACAGGCUGAAGGAAGCGGGGAUAGUGGGUUUUUGUUAUUGCUGUCGAAGAUUCUUUACUCUUCUUGAGGUUCGCGGGAAUCUAGAGGACCAUGGAGGCGGCUUCGGCGAUGAGCUAUCAGUCAUGCUCUUGGAUGGGAUUCGAGAGAGGCGGAAAGACGGGAGGAUGUUCAAGGAUUCCGCAUGGAUUUGCGGUUAAUUGUAGGCGCCGCCGGAGCCCUAACCUGCAAGUUUCGCAACUAGGCACUGCUUCUUAUCGGGCACAGAGCUCGCAGCUUAAGAUUUCUUGUUGUUGCAACAAAAAAGAGCCCGAAAGAUUUCUUACAGGUGUCGAUGAAGCCCUAAUCUUAAAGAAAAGGUCUGAAGUUGUGAUCCCCUACUUGAAUGAAAGAUGUAUAUUUCUAGUUGGAAUGAUGGGAUCUGGGAAGACUACAGUUGGAAAGAUAUUAUCAGAAGUAUUGGGUUAUUCUUUUUUCGACAGCGAUAAGUUAGUGGAGAAAGCAGUUGGAAUGUAUUCUGUUGCUCAGAUCUUUAAGGAGCGCAGUGAGGCAUUCUUUAGAGACAAGGAGAGCAAAGCUCUUAGAGAUUUGUCCUUGAUGCGGCGAUUAGUUGUCGCCACUGGCGGCGGUGCAGUUAUUCGACCCAUCAACUGGAGGUAUAUGAAACAGGGAAUAACUGUUUGGUUAGAUGUGCCUCUCGAAGCUCUUGCUCGCCGUAUUGCCGCAGUGGGGACGGAAUCACGCCCUCUGUUGCACAAUGAGCCUGGUGAUCCAUACACUAAGGCUUUGAUUCGUCUUUCUACUCUCUCUAAAGAAAGGGGUGAUGCCUAUGCAAAUGCAGACGCAAGAGUUUGCCUCCAACAUAUUGCUUCCAAACAGGGCCAUGGUGAUGUCUCAGCUCUCACACCAACUGCCAUCGCCAUUGAGGCAUUGGUAAAGAUUGAGAGCUUCAUAACAAAAGAUACAGCAGUUGAAAGAUUAACCUUCUUUUAAUUUUUAAUUUUUUUUCUUUUUUUAAAGGUGUUUCUUGUGUGAGUUCCUCUGUGUGUAAACAAUUCAUUUCACUCUGUAAGAUGUAUGAUUGGAAAGUGCA
Messenger RNA from Phalaenopsis equestris, 1262 nucleotides. Its product is annotated as shikimate kinase 3, chloroplastic-like. The transcript is spliced from 11 exons. The coding region runs from base 263 to 1162 and encodes 299 amino acids. Lineage: Eukaryota; Viridiplantae; Streptophyta; Magnoliopsida; Asparagales; Orchidaceae. Gene Ontology annotation, molecular function: shikimate kinase activity. Gene Ontology annotation, cellular component: chloroplast. The record is from RefSeq and is a predicted model, not a curated record.